Messenger RNA from Lucilia cuprina (Australian sheep blowfly), 1540 nucleotides. RefSeq lists its product as uncharacterized. Lineage: Eukaryota; Metazoa; Arthropoda; Insecta; Diptera; Calliphoridae. Bases 229 to 1461 code for a protein of 410 amino acids. The record is from RefSeq and is a predicted model, not a curated record. The transcript is spliced from 6 exons.
AAAGAGUAUUUGAAAUUAAUUUUACUCAUAAAUUACUCAUGAAUAUCAGUCGAAUCUUUACUAUCGUGCUGUUAAGAACGUCGCUUUUUUUGCUUUUGUUAAUAGAAAACAUUAUUAAAGAUUUAUUACAAAUUGUUUAAAAAAUUUAGAACUAACAAAUAACAACAACAAUAAUAAAAGUACAAACCCUUAAGCUUAAAAAUUAGAACAACACGAAAAGACAAAAAAAUGAAUGAUUCACAACAGCCAACUUGUUCUUCCUCGAAAGAGCCCUCAUGGCUAGAUAAGGAGUAUGUUAAGAAAAUUAUACAAAAAUAUUGUAACAACGAUAAUGUUGUCAUUAAGAAUUUCACCAAAAAUCCUGCCACCACCAAAGGCGAAAACUAUUUUAGUGCCUUAUAUCUCUUAACAGUUGAUUAUUGCCUGGAAACGGAAGAAGAAGCGAUGAAAAAUGUUUGUUUAAUUUUGAAAACACGUAUAGAAAAUGAUUUAAUGUCACAAUUAGAGGAAGAUUUUGAUGUAUUUGCAAGAGAGGCUCAAUACUAUACGGUUAUAAGUGAGGAAACUCAAAAACUUUUAGAUGACAUCAAGGAUACUACUGUAUUUGGACCCAAAGCUAUUUAUGUGGAUGAUCGUAUAAUUGUUAUGGAAAACCUAAAACUGAAGGGUUUUUGUUUGAAUGAAGUCAAGCAGGGCUUUAAUUUGAAUCAAUGCCAUUUAAUUUUGCAAAAAUUGGCUAAAUUUCAUGCUGUCAGUAUGGUUUUAUAUAAAAAGAAUCCUGAUAUGUUUCGUUAUCAUUUACCCGGUAAUAUCUCCGAACAUCCUUCGCCCAUACAUGAAAUGUAUUCGAAAGCUAUAAAAUCGACUAUAGAAUAUUGCAAUAGUCAAGAUGAAUUAAAGAAAUAUGUUGGAAAAUUAGAAAAUUUUAGUACCACCAUUAUAGCAAAAAUGAUAAAUGUCUAUAGUCGUAAUUUAUCAGAUCGUUUUCAUGUUCUCAAUCAUGGUGAUAUGUGGGUGAAUAAUUUGAUGUUUAAUAACGAAGAGGAAGUAAUAUUUAUUGAUUUUCAAGAGGGUUUUUAUGGUUCGCCUGGUAUUGAUUGGAAUUAUUUAAUAUUUACCUCAUGGCAGCCAGAUGUUUUUCAAAAUCAUUUAGAUGAUUUAAUAAUGGUUUAUCAUGAAUCACUCUCUGAUAUUUUGCAUAAACUGAACUAUCAACAACGUAUUCCUACCGUAGAUGAUGUUAAAAGGGAAAUUAUUAAUAAAGGUUUUCAUGGUUUAGCUACUGCUACUUGUUUACUGCCUAUUCUAAUUAACGAACAUCCUGAAUUGGCGGAUCCGGAAAAUUUCGUUUUAGAAACUGAAGAAGCUUUAAAAAAUAGACGCAUUAUUUUCCAUAAUACCAAAUUCGCCGAAAGACUAAAAGUGUUUUUAAAGUAUUUUGAAGAUAUGAAAAUUUUGUAAAAUUUUUAAACAAAAGUUUGACUUUUUGUUUAUUUAAAACAGUAUUAAUAUAAAAUUGUUAUUUUGAAAUGCUGUUAGC